Saccostrea cuccullata (small rock oyster) is the source of this 1677-nucleotide messenger RNA. RefSeq lists its product as uncharacterized. Gene Ontology annotation, cellular component: membrane. The transcript is spliced from 2 exons. NCBI's taxonomy places the organism in Eukaryota, Metazoa, Mollusca, Bivalvia, Ostreida, Ostreidae. Gene Ontology annotation, biological process: proton transmembrane transport. The record is from RefSeq and is a predicted model, not a curated record. Bases 432 to 1649 code for a protein of 405 amino acids. Gene Ontology annotation, molecular function: proton channel activity.
AAGAAUCACAAGGAACACGCAGAGAUUAAAGUUCUAAAUAAUCCAAAUGGGGACUCUCAGAAGAAAUGUUGGUGGGAUGCUGGACCUUGCGAAAUCAUUGAUCGUUUUUCCUUUUGUGGCGGGAAAUCACCCUUCAGGACAACUAUCAGACUGGCUCAAGACGGACCUCAACGGACGGAAGCAUCUCUACCAUCGUCCUCGCAGCGUUUCUGAUCGGGGUCGUUUUUGUGUCUAUUUCCAUAACAACAGCACAAUACAGCAUACAUCAGGACCCGGAUAAUGCUAUCCGAUACGUCCUCAUUACGUUUGUCUUGGGAGGAAUCAUAGGAUUGUUAGUUCUUACGUUUGCAAUCAGGAAACAGGGAAAUGAGAGUACAUUGCCCAUAGAACAUAAUAAAAUUUGCGCAAGGGGACUGAAAUUGAAAUUUUUGAUGUUAUUUUGUUUGGGUGUUUUUACAAUGGCUAUAUUUAGUAUCAUUUUACGGGUCGAGCGUAUUGUCUUAGGAUUUCACAUCGAACGCUCCAUAGUUAGCAUAAUUUGGAAUGUUUUAUUAAUCGUAUUUGCCAGUGGACAGAUAUUCUUUAUUUCCCUAUUCUACAAACUGCCUAGCAUUGUUGGGAACAUGCGCAUAUAUUACGGAAUAAACUUUGUAAUUUUAUCAAACGUUUGUCUUUGGUUUAAUUCUAUUGUUGCUGAAGAAGUGCACUUAUUUCACAUUAGAAUUGGCAAUACUAGCAACGAAAAUAAUGAAAUGGAAACUUUUAAUUGCACGGGUGCUACACAGGUCAGGUGUGUGUUUGAGAAUGUAUUUCCCUAUUUGUUACCUAUCACAGCUCAAUAUUCUCUCGUAUCAAUCAGCUUUGUACUAAAUAUACUUUCGAAGACAAAGCAGAGAAAAUCCAUUACCAUGCAACCCAGUCAUUUAAUAAACGAAUAUUGUCCUCUUUUGGAAUGUGACGAAUUAGCUAAACUGGAAGCUACGACUAAAAUGAGAUUGUGCAUGUGGUACAUUUGCGUUGUGAUUGGUGUAACUUUAGUCUCUGUGCUCUUGAUUCUGGUAGCAGUUCUCAUGGCGCAACCUUGUAAUGAAGAAAAAGUCUUUAGAGCACUAGAGAAAUAUCGUCUGUUUUAUAAAGCCAUGCUUCUGUUACUUGCAUCUAUCUGUUUUCGCAUGUUAUGGAGUCAAAGUGUACCAACAUCAACAACCACGAGUUUUUCAAGUGAAGAAGUUAUUCUGGUUUUCAGUUCUACGGCAAAGACAAUGUAUUUGCUGUUUAAAAUUCAUGCUAUAGUAAAUCAUGAAAAAAUUGUCUAUGUUAUUACCAUGGUUGAAGACAUAGUGAGCCUGCUAAUUGUGUAUUAUCAAACAGUCUUCGUUCUACAAAGUCGUCGGUAUCAAAAUUUCAAAAGGGAAAGACAUUUCAGAAUCAGUCAUGUUAUUUUGCUUAUGUUCAUAAUGAAUCUCGGUCUAUGGUUUAAUGACGGUUUUCUUCAGAAACAUGUGCCCUAUGUCAUGAAAGAAAAUAAUCGGAUCUUUGAUCGGAGAGCUUUGGAUGUCAUGAACGGGACAUUGUUUCCUAUAUCCGAGUUUUAUAUGUUUCAAUUGUCCUUAGCUUUCUUUGAUGUUUAUUGUCGAUUUCGAACAUAGUCCCUCUCCUCUGUCCUUCUUGCUAAAU